Molecule: messenger RNA, 1299 nt
Organism: Wyeomyia smithii (pitcher-plant mosquito)
Lineage: Eukaryota; Metazoa; Arthropoda; Insecta; Diptera; Culicidae
Exons: 2
Coding region: 1-1299 (432 amino acids)
Source: RefSeq, a predicted model, not a curated record
AUGGAUCCAGAAGAACAGCAGCAGCGAGAAAAGAAAACCGGCAAAUGUGUCAGGUCGUUAGCUGCGAAUCACGACAAUGGCGCAGCGAGUAGGAAUGCAAACGCGGAGCAAGGGCAGCGUAAAGCGCUAGCUCUUUCAACCGAGCCUUUCAAGCAGCGGCCACCCGCUAAGGUCGCGAAUACUGAUGAGCAACCUGGCAAGUACGUUCGGCUUUUGGAUUUGGUUCACAACAGCCGUGCAGUCAUAUCACCAGUUCCCACAGUAAAACAACGCAGAGCGAAACUUAUGGAAGACUUAAUGAUUGCACUGGAGAAGAACAACACCUUGCGUGAACGCUCAGUUGAUCUCUCAAUUGACCCGAGUUUCGAUUGCGUGACUGAGACCUCUCGUAGUACAAUGUCAGAGGACUCGGGGACGCCGAGAAGCGAAAUGUUAUUGGUGACGUCGUUGAACAAUUGGACAUUGAGCAAUUUGAACAUACCGGAGUGUACCCCCUCGGAUGGAGCGACGGAAAUUGACAAGCGGGCGUUUGAUUACUGGAAAGAUAUUUUUCUUACGUCUAUUCAGAUGUUCAACACAUGUGACGAACAAACCAAGUUUGGGUUGUUCAAGAUCAAGGCUGGGCCAAAGUUGCGGGACAUUUUUAAUACAACAGUAUCUUGUCACGGAAUGCCGGAUGAAGCAACGGCUCCGUUUUCAAAUGCAAUGGAGCGUUGCAAUGACUAUUUUAGCUCCAGGACAAAUUUGAUUGCGCAGAGAAGCAAGUUGAUGAGUUUGUGUCAAUCUACUUCUGAGACUAGUAUGCAGUUCGUGCUAAGAGUGUCUAGUGCCGCAAAGCUAUGCAAUUACACCGCUGAAGAGGAAAUGGAAGCCGUGGUUCGAGUUAUCAGUAAGGGAGCGCUAGAUAGUCGAGUUCGAAUUUCGGCCCAUCGAAACUGGGCGAAACAAGGAUCGAUGAAAGACCUCAUCAAUCUUGUCCGUGAUCGAGAACUGGAAAUAGCAAAUGAAGAAGAGUAUCAGCGAACUCAUGGCAAUCGCGAGGUGGCGAAAAUAGCGGCUGUCUCACAGCAUACGUAUGAACCACCAUGGAGAAAUCAAGGCAAUUUUCGACCAAAUUACAACGGAUACUGGAGAUCUGAAGAGGAGGAGCUCGUGGUGCCGGUCGGGGCGGUGGUCGUAGUUUCGGGCGCGGUAGAGGUGCUGCGUUUCGUUUUGAUGGGCGCAAUCAAGGACCUCAGCCCGUUAAUAAUUGCUGGCGAUGUGGAAGUGUCUUCCAUAUUCCAGACAGAUGUAAGAUGA